AGUUGUUUUCGUCUCGAACACCGGUCGCGCUGUCAUGCGGCCGGGGGUGCUUUACAGAAAGAAUGGGACGAUCCGCGCGCGUCCGGGUGGGUCGUGCUCUUUUCUUCCUGUGGCAGACAUGGUCGUGUGGAAGAGUGUACGGCGGUCAAGCCAGGUCACCAGCAGCUUCUGGACUGCUGGAAGCACGAAGGACUGUGAUUCAACACGUGCGCCGUCCUGUGUGCGUGCAUUCACUACCUUCUAUCGGCCGAUCCAGGAGAAGUUGCUUGGGCGCGGGACGGCCUGUGUCAAAGAGUUGCGGGGACGACAUGAGAAGCAGUUUUCUUCGAUCUCCGCCGCACGGAUCAAAAAUGCCAUCCAGCAACAUCACCAGGAGCAAGCCCCCGCUCGAAACCCGGCUACUGUGGGCACUGCACGUGGCACGCAAGUUUUCCCUCCGCUCCAACAAAACCUCGACACCGACGCCAAAUUGAUCCAGAGUUGCUACCGCCUUGUCACGGAACGGGUAGAUCGCCCGAUCGCGGUGAAUCUCAUCCCGCAACUCGACUGCAGCAACUUACUCGGCUUCCCAUCGCCGAGUCUGGCGAGUUUGAUGAAGUUGAAAACGAAGAAGUCACUCACAAAAAACCCCCGAACAACCAGCCCUACUGUGCCCGCCGGCCGCCAGUCGCUCCUCCGUGAGGUCUUACUCCAGAAGGAAGCCGCGAUCUUACACUCCGCUACCUACCAGCAGACCGGAGCGCAUAGUGUCGUUUUCCUGACUCGCGUCGGCGAUUUUUACGAGGCUUGGGGUUUUGACGCGGUGCUCUGUGUGCAGUUUUGCGGGCUGAAUCCUAUGGGCGGCAAGGCGAAGUGCGGCUGUCCGAAGAGUUUGGUGCAGCAGACCUGCGACGCGCUCACCACGCAGGGUUUUUCCGUCGCGAUCUACGAGGAAGUGGCCGGGGACGUGGUGAAACGAAAAAACGCACAACUGAAACAGCGGUUUCUGGCACAGAUCGUCACCGCGGCGCAGCCAACUUAUCGGUAUGGAAUGUCUAUUUGCUCGGCGGGUACGGGGGCAAGUCUGGCGUCUAGCACCACUUCGACUGCUACCGAUAAGGUUGACACCACCCAUUCCCCGAUCCUCGGCGCGGGUCUCGAGUUCAUGACGAAAUCCAGUCUGCAGCCCCGUCCUGUCGUCGCCCUCCGUCGCUCCGUCGAUCGCGGGUUCGACCUCUGCGAGAUUGAUUUGGAAAGCCAAACCUUCCGGCGCCUCCGCGGACUGACGCGGGAAGCGGUCCGCACGCAGCUGGAGCGGCUCCCGGGCGUGGCGCAGUUGGUCUGCUUCCACUGCAGCCCGGCGCAACUGCCCUUUCUGCGGGAGUACACUACGACUGCGCCGGCUUUGGUGUACCGGGUUGGGAUGCUGGGAGGCGGGGCUUUCCCGGGGACGACCGGAGCAGGUGGACAAGAUGUUGGAGCUAGACCCUCUGGUGCAGGAAAUGGUGUUUUUGUGGCAAAUUUCGUCCACCAAGCAUUGCGGAUGCUGCAGGUUAACGACAGUGAAAUUGCAAAUUUUCGUGAGGUCAGCUGCUCAUCAUCAGCCUCAUCCGAUGGGCAUCAAACUCUUCAAAACCACGAAGACCUGCCAGUUCUCCCCCCACUCGGUGUGGGCGUCGCGAGGUUCCUCGGCCUGACAAGCACGAAAAUCGGAGGAGGCGGUCCUCUUCGGGGCAGUUUUGCAAACGGUGAAACAACGUCCAGCCCUUCCUCCCCUAACCUGAUCAGCUGCUUACUGCCCCAAAACAGCCCGGCCUACGCCCACCGCUGGCUGCAGGAGUGGCUGUUGUCACCGCCCGUCUCCAAGCUUCGAACCUGUUUCGCCGAAGCCGUGAAAUACUUUCGGGACACGAACCAGCCGCUGCCUGGGCCGGAGUCCCUCCGGCCGGUGAAGUUUGAUUUCGCCAGCUGCCACAACUUUCACCAGGCCGGCAGCGAGUUCCAGGUGCUGAAAAAGUCGCUGAAAGCGUUUUUGGACGUGGAGAAACGGUUCCGAGGGAAAAUCGUGGAAACCUCUAUUUUCCCCAUUGCCGCCUACCACUCCGGCGUGCCUGCGAGUGUGGACGUUGUCCGGAUUGCGGAAAAAUUAGUGCGGAGGAUCGAGGAGACGGUCGUCGACGAGACGGCGGCGCGUUUUGGAGACGUGAACGCAACCGGGACAAACGCUUUUGAUAGUGCUGUAGGAGAUGAGGAGAUAGACUCAAUAUAUGUUGCCACCGACACUCACGCGACAACGAGGCAACAGCCUGAUUUUCUCAAAGAGCUCCUCGACUUCGCCGCGCACAAAGAGGCCGCACUGAACCAGAGCAACAUCCUUGUGUGCCGCGAAGGCCUACGUGACGCAUUCGACGCUUUCCAGGGGUACGCGGAUUUACAGGUCGGAAAAGGGUUUCGGAUUGUUUUCAGAAAAGCGUUGCCGCCAAAACGGGCGGCGGAGGGGGGAUUUUCGGGAGGUGGCGAUGGUACAGCCGCUGGCUUUUCUCCUUCACCCGCGCACGACUCCGCGAUUGUUUUUCAGGACGCACUCUACCUCGCACCGGUGACGAAAAAAGUUCAAGUUGCCAAAAGUCCUCGUGGUGAUUCGGCUGCAAUUAUUGACGAGGCCGAGAACCAUCAACAUCCAUCAGACCCUUCGUCAUUCUCUUCCCCACAUGAACCAACCAAGUUUUCGAAAAAAUCGUCCACCUCGACUCUCGGCCCCCGCUACCGCCACGGUGGCUACCGGCCGCUUGAUUUGGUCCGACUGGAGCGAGAUUACCUGAGGGAACUCGAAAAUUGCGAACACGCCGCAAAUGCCAAGAUUCGCAAGCUAGCACAGGAAAUCCAAUCCGAGACCGCGGCUGUCGCAUUUAUUUCCCACACUUUGGUAGUUGUUUCUGUCGCAUCACUCCAUGCGGAAGAGAGUUUACGACGCGGCUGGACCUUUGUGGAAGGCGGAUUUGAAGAAGAGAGUAGUAACACUCUGACUAGCAGGAUAGAUGAUAAGCACGACAAGAAUUCCGCCAGCACUGCCUCGCUUGCUGAAGAGACUGAAAAACCUCCCGCAGCUAUCCACCUCCGCCAUCUCUACCCGUAUUGGCUUCAGUCCCCCACAGACACUGCAAAUCCGCAAAACGCGAACACCAUUUCGCUCCAAACUGCGAACUCCGUUGUCGUCCUCACUGCGCCGAACGCAAGUGGAAAAUCCUGUCUGCUCCGUUCCUUCCUCGCCGUCGUUUUGCUCCACCACUGCGGUUUGUUCGCUCCGGUCGCAGCAGAAUCCUUUCUGACAACCCGAAUCUCUUCCCUCCAAGCCUUCCACCCGACGGGCGACUGUCCGGUGGAGAAUCGGUCAGCGUUUGAAAACGAAAUCGCGCAAAUGUCCGAGAUCCUACAGGAGGUUAACGACUACCACUCUAGGACGAAGAAACCAUCUCUCAUCAUGAUCGACGAGUUUGGACGGGGGACCAGCGCCCGGGAAGCGACGGCCUUGGCGGCCGCGAUUUUGGAGUAUUUGAAACCGCCAAACGGGUUCACGUGCACGAUUUUCGCCACGCACUUGCACGAAAUUUACCCAUUGUUGGAGACAGGAAUAACUGCAACGAGUUGCAUGGCGAGAACGAGUGAUGAAGAAGAAAGUGAAGAAGCUGGUGCUGCAAAAAUCGACGCUGUUGGAACAACCAAAGGCGGUGGCGGAUCUGGUGAAAGAGCAACUACAACUGAAGCGAAGAAUGAGCAAGAAAGCGACUACCUCUUCUGGCGCAUGGCCGCGAACUACAAGCUAGAGUCGGGAAAGUGCACGAACAGCGAGGCCCUGCACUGCGCGAAACGCGGGGGAUUGCCGGCGAAGAUUUUGGAACGGGCGGAAGCGCUGUUGCAAAUGGAACAGGAGCACCAAAUGGAAGGAGCUGCUAGCGGUGCGAUUUUUCGUCCUGCUAUUCAAGCUGGAGCAGUUGUGACUGCGGCAGACCCGGUGUCAGACACAACCGAGUUAGAAGACGCUGCACCAAAGAACUUCCCGAUGGCUCAGUCAGAAUCUCACGUAAAACACGACUGCCCUCAUUCGCAAGACAUUAACGCAUUCGAAGAAAACCAGCCUGACCCGGAAACAGCGCAGUUGGACGUGAUUAAACUCCUGAUGCAGCAGUUGGCAAGCACACAGCAGAAGCAACAUCAGACGUCGGGACUGUUUCCUCCUGAUUCAGAUUCAACCUGCAAUUCUUCAAAAAUCGACAUCCUCGAGUUGUCCGAAGCCCACUCCCGUCCGCCAGCCUCCGUGAACGCUAGACCCUGCGUGUACUGCUUCAAACUGCAAGAAUCCGGCAGAUUCUACGUCGGCGAGACGGCGUCGCUGCGCCAGCGGCUGAUGUACCACAAGCGAACGAAAGGCAGCUGGUCGACUUGUCUGUGCGUUGUUGUGAACGACAAAUCCGCGGCGCAAUUUGUCGAGACGGCGUUGAUCCAGGAGCUGUGUCGUCGCGAAUUCCCGAUGCACAGCGCCAAUGACGGGAACCGGAGGGUGGCGAGGGGAGGGGGUCGUCCGGGUGGAGGAUUUGGUGGCGGCGGGGGUUGAUGUGCUACUUCUUUGUAAAACAAAUCGACCUAAGUUGCGCUUCCUAUCAUUAGUAAAUUUUGCACUUCCACCUCUACUAGUAGUUUCAAAGAAAAUAUAACGAGUCUCGUUUUAAGUUUUUGCAUUUUCGUUCUGAUUGGUACGGUAGUACUAGCAGGCGUCUUUUUUUGAAUUCUACCAACAUGAUUUUCUUUUGUACAAUUGACCUCCAGCUCUUGUGGGCGGGACGAAAAUUUCUUGUAGAUAAAGAUAUGUUUUGGACGAUGGUAUCGUCGCGCGAACAUCUUGUCGAGUCACUUUCUUUUUCGUCAGACAAGAACUUCUCUGUACCUGGAUCUAUUCCCAUGUCCUACCUCUGUGAAA
This is a messenger RNA of Amoebophrya sp. A120, 4954 nucleotides long. The record is from the annotation of a GenBank genome assembly. Lineage: Eukaryota; Dinophyceae; Syndiniales; Amoebophryaceae.